Messenger RNA from Cornus florida, 2392 nucleotides. RefSeq names its product synaptotagmin-4-like. Gene Ontology annotation, cellular component: endoplasmic reticulum. The transcript is spliced from 13 exons. The coding region runs from base 295 to 1995 and encodes 566 amino acids. The record is from RefSeq and is a predicted model, not a curated record. Gene Ontology annotation, molecular function: lipid binding. Lineage: Eukaryota; Viridiplantae; Streptophyta; Magnoliopsida; Cornales; Cornaceae.
GAAGAAGGAAAGAACAUAUACUUUCCUUAUCCUCUUCCUUUUCCUUUCCAAAGCUCGUAACCAACAGAUAUUUUAUUAAUAAAAUAAUCAAAUCUUAAAUCAUUAACUAUGACAAAAACAUUUGUGCAUCCCCACCAUAACCUCCCAAUCAAAUUUUCUCUUUCCCUCUCUCUCCCUCUCUAAAAAAACAAGAAUGAACGACCCAGCAAGCUCUGUUCAUGGACCUGUGUCAAUGUCACCAAAGCUGAUCAUUUAAGAAAACUGAGUAUUACUUCUGGGUUUGUUGAGGGAAAAAUGGGGUUGUUUCUUGGUCUCUUCUUUGGUAUCGCCUUCAGUAUUGGGUUAAUGACUUGUUUUGCUCAAUUACAGAAAAAUCGAUCUCAACGUCGGUCUCAUUUGGCAACAACGGUCAUAUCCUUUUCAAGGAUGACAGUUGAGGAUUCAAAAAAAAUUCUUCCACCUGAUUGCUACCCUCCUUGGGUAGUCUUUUUGCAACAACAGAAGUUAAAUUGGCUUAAUGUCCAACUUGAAAAAAUCUGGCCUUAUGUAAAUGAGGCAGCAUCACAGCUAAUACGAACUUAUGUUGAGCCAAUUCUAGAGCAAUAUAGACCAGUUAUAAUAUCUUCUCUCAAGUUUUCCAAGUUGACACUUGGUACUGUGGCUCCACAAUUCACAGGUGUUUCUGUUAUCGAAGGCGACACUAGGGGGGUCACCAUGGAGUUAGAGUUGCAGUGGGAUGGAAACCCUAGUAUCACAAUUGAUGUUAAAACCAAAGUUGGCGUGGUACUACCUAUAAAGGUCAAAAACAUUCAAUUCACAGGGGUUUUCAGUUUAAUCUUCAAGCCACUAGUUGAUGUGUUUCCUUGUUUUGGAGCUGUUUCUUAUUCCUUGAAAGAAAAGAAAAAUCUGGAUUUUCAGCUCAAGGUUGUUGGUAGUGAUAUAUCAACAAUUCCAGGAAUUUCUGAUGCUAUAGAGGAAAUGAUACAAGAUGCUAUUGAAGAUUCUAUUACAUGGCCAGUUCGGCGAAUUAUACCCAUAUUACCAGGGAAUUAUAGUGACCUAGAAUUGAAGCCUGUUGGAACAUUAGAGGUGAAGCUAGUACAGGCCAAGGACUUAUUAAAUAAAGACAUUAUCGGAAAAUCUGAUCCUUAUGCUGUGUUAUUUAUACGUCCAUUGCGUGACAAAAUGAAAACGAGCAAAACGAUUAACAACGAACUAAAUCCAAUCUGGAAUGAGCACUUUGAGUUCGUAGUUGAAGAUGCAUUUUCUCAACACUUGACAGUAAGAGUUUUUGAUGAUGAAGGGGUUCAAGCUUCUGAACUCGUCGGCUAUGCUCAGGUGCUGCUGAAAGACCUUGAGCCUGGUAAGGUGAAGGACAUGUGGUUGAAACUGGUCAAGGGUUCAGAGUUCCAUAUGGAUAAAAAAUACAGGGGUCAGGUGCACUUGGAGCUUUUAUAUUGUCCUUUAGGCACAAAGAGUAGGUUUACAAAUCCUUUCGACCCUGACUACUCGUUAACUAUAUUGGAGAAGGUCCUUAAAGCAGGAAUGAUCGAAAGUAAAGAUUAUGAUAUUUUAAAAUCUCAAAAACAAAUGAGGAGGGAUGCCAUCUUGAGAGGGGUCCUUUCUUUGACAGUAAUGUGUGCCGAAGACUUGCCAGCAGUGGAUCUGAUGGGAAAGGCCGAUCCCUAUGUUGUACUUACAAUGAAGAAAUCCAAACAGAGAAAUAGGACUAGGGUUGCAAAUCACAGCUUAAAUCCAGUUUGGGAUCAAACAUUUCAUUUUGUUGUUGAGGACGCGCUACACGAUAUGUUAAUUUUGGAAGUCUGGGAUCAUGACAUUCUUGGGAAGGAUAUGAUAGGAAAAUGCAUCAUGACACUCACCAGGGUUUUAUUAGAAGGGGAGUUCACAGACACAUUUGACCUAGAUGGAACUGAAUCAGGAAAGCUGCAUUUGCAUCUCAAGUGGACUCCACAGCCGAUAUUGCGGGAUUACUGAUUAACUGAAAAAAAAACAAAAAAACAAAACACACCGAAAAUCUCCCAAGUUCCGGGUUCUAUAUCCAAGUCUUCCAGCAUAUCCUCUUGAUGAAGGGCCGAAGAAAUUUCAUUGGAGCAUCAACAUGGAACAAAAAGUUGUUGAACUGAGCUCAAGUCUUGCUGUUUUUGUCUAUUACAAUUAGAGGGCAAAUUUAGAGGGAAAUCAUGAAGAUUUGAAAUUGUUGAAGCUGGCACAGUGGUACAUAUAUGCUGUUGUAAAUAGUGUUGUUUGGAAACAUUAAGAUUUGGUGUUCAACCUCAUUUAUUUCUGUUUAUAAAAAUAUUAAUACAUUUUUUGUGAUCAUUGUGUUCUUUUAAAACUGAAUAAACAAAGUAGGCAGAACUACUUAUCAGUA